Molecule: messenger RNA, 754 nt
Organism: Mercenaria mercenaria
Lineage: Eukaryota; Metazoa; Mollusca; Bivalvia; Venerida; Veneridae
Product: snaclec salmorin subunit A-like
Exons: 5
Coding region: 122-754 (210 amino acids)
Source: RefSeq, a predicted model, not a curated record
AGGGGAUAGGGGUUUUUUUUUAGUUUAUCAUUACAUUUUAUUUUAGAGACAAAAAUUAAACAAGUCGAAGUUUACUGACAACUUCCUUCAACGAAUAUAAAGCGUUGAAACUAAAAGAAACAUGUCGUUAAAAUGUGUGCUGUUUAAAUGCAUCGCUUUCGGAUAUUUCAUAACAUUUGGUGCCAGAUGUUGUCCUGUCGGAUACAGCUGGCAGUCUGGUGGAUGUUACCUUGCUGUUGGUCUCAAUGUAUCCUGGAUUGAUGCUAGGAACUACUGUAAAGUAUUAGGCGGAGACCUGCUUUCUAUAGAGUCAUCUGCAACACAGCGUGUCACAGAAAUAGCUGUUAGUCAAUUCAGCGGAAAGAUUUUUCCAGGAAAGUUCUGGUUAGACUUCAACGACCUCUUAAACCCAAAGGACUGGAAAAGAAUGCGAGAUCAUCAUACCUUAGUAUUCGAAAACUUGCAUCUAGCACUAGAAUCAACUGAAGUUGAACAUGCAGUUCACAACUGUGUAUACAUGGAUCAGGACUACCGUUGGUUACCAGAGCAUUGCGGCAAAAAGAUGAACUUUGUCUGUUAUACAUCAGGGUCUGUAUCAAUAGACACCAUUCAGUCCUCCAGUAUGCAGAGAUUCAAAGAUCACUCUGAAGAAGGCAGUGUACCUGACGUCACGAAUAAUCCGAAAAACCGCGUUGUGGAAAUUGAGAAAGAGGAAGAUUUAUUUUAUGAUCCUUUCGGUUGGUAUAGGAAAUAA